Messenger RNA from Pristis pectinata (smalltooth sawfish), 1649 nucleotides. RefSeq names its product centrosomal protein 41 (gene cep41). Bases 128 to 1255 code for a protein of 375 amino acids. Gene Ontology annotation, cellular component: ciliary basal body. Gene Ontology annotation, biological process: protein polyglutamylation; cilium assembly. The record is from RefSeq and is a predicted model, not a curated record. NCBI's taxonomy places the organism in Eukaryota, Metazoa, Chordata, Chondrichthyes, Rhinopristiformes, Pristidae. The transcript is spliced from 11 exons.
AAAGACAUGAACCAAUCGCGAAAAUGCUUGAAUAUCAGCGACGGUUGCUUCUGCGGGGUCCACCAGUGCGUUGAUGUCUUUGUAGAUUGAUUCAAGUUUCAGGGGGCGGGUACGAGGAUCUAGUAAUAUGUCGCUGAAGAGUUCGAUCGGGAAUCCUGAGUUUCUAAAGAAAAGAGUUGUACCAAAUCCAAAGUACAGAUAUGUCCGAGCACGGAUUGAUACUGGACACAGCCUUUCAAAGUACAUGGAAAAAAUUGAAGAGUUAAGAAGAAAUUAUAGAUAUAAAAGAGAUGAAUUGUUCAAAAGAUUGAAAGUCACUACAUUUGCCCAGUUGGUGCUACAGGUGGCUUCUGUGAAUGAACAGGAUAAUGGGGUGUUUGAAGACCUACAACAGGAGGAAGGCUUGAAUUCUGUGGUCUCUGCAACUGAGCCUGAGCUGAGUGCAAUAAAGACCAAUGAUGAUCAAAGUCCAGUGGAAAUUCCACAGAAAUCUCCAAUAGAAUUAAUAAGUGAUGAUGGGUCAGGUGAAAAACCACUUACGGCUCGUUCCACCCUCCAAAGUGUUAUAAGUGGUGUUGGGGAAAUAGACCUGGAGAGGAAACAAAAACCGUUUCACCCUAAGCCCUCUGAAUGUCUUGAAAAAACAGAUGGACCUUAUCCAGACUGCCCUUACCUGUUGUUGGAUGUACGAGACCGUGAUGCCUAUGAACAGUGUCAUGUUAUUGGAGCCUACAGUUAUCCGAUAGCAAUGUUAUCUAGGACUAUGAACCCUUACACUAAGGAGGUUCUGGAAUAUAAAAAUGCACCUGGAAAAAUCAUUCUACUUUAUGAUGAAGAUGAGCGAAUAGCUAGUCAGGCUGCCACAACAUUGUGUGAGAGAGGCUUUGAGAAUCUCUUUAUGCUGUCAGGAGGACUGAAAGUAGUUGCCCAGAUGUUUCCAGAAGGUCUAACCACUGGUUCAAUUCCACCAUCAUGCCAACCUCCAGUUGUCCCAACAUCUCGUCAGAGGCGAUCAACAGCUCAAGAACCACCAUGCCCUGCAGAAGAUAAGUUCCGGUUCACUGAAGAUGAUUUAAACAAGAUCCGACAUUGCUUGGAUGAGAUUCUGGUACCAUCGAAUGUACCCAGCAACUUCAGCCGCCUUUCAUCAUCAAGAACACAACUGAAGACAUCUGCCAGCUAUGCUUCUUCUGUUGCUGGCUCCAUUAGUGCCCGAUCACGGACAAGCAGCAUCCAAAACAAGCCAUGGAAAUAAGAGGCAGAAUAUCAUUUCUUCACUUGUUUUAAGCCUGAUUAUUGUUUUUUUUUCCACUGUGUUUUUAUAUCAGCUGCUAUCAAGCUAAGAAUCUAUGGAAAACGUGCAUCAUUGACAUUCGGUUACAAAAAUUAAACUGAUGCAAUAUAUGUUGAUUGAUUGCAAUAGCAAACAAGUUGUAGAAAGUAAAAACAUUGUGAUAUUCGAUAUCAUCUUAUAGUUUAAGAUAUGUACUUUAAUUUAUAGCUUUCAACUCCAACCAAAAGCAGAGGAAAAGGAUUGGAGCAGAAGCACAAGGAAUUACUGUUCAGCACCAUUGUAAAAGUAAUUUUGUAAUCCUGUGUUACAAAACAUCAAGAUCUUGAGUACACAAUAGAUCCUCAAUGUUGCUUCA